Pygocentrus nattereri (red-bellied piranha) is the source of this 6310-nucleotide messenger RNA. RefSeq names its product methyl-CpG binding domain protein 6 (gene mbd6). Lineage: Eukaryota; Metazoa; Chordata; Actinopteri; Characiformes; Serrasalmidae. Bases 709 to 5175 code for a protein of 1488 amino acids. Gene Ontology annotation, molecular function: DNA binding; chromatin binding. The record is from RefSeq and is a predicted model, not a curated record. Gene Ontology annotation, cellular component: nucleus; chromocenter. The transcript is spliced from 13 exons.
UAGUGCAUUGUGGGUACGGAAUUCCCUGGGCAGAGGGGCGCCAGUGCGCAGGUCCGAAAGGAAACUCCAUGAUUUUUUUUGGCACGGAAUCCUAGGGAAAAAAUAGGAACUUGAACUAGGGAUUAAUUGAAACGGCUCAUCACAGAACCGAGAUCCGACUUCUGCCCGUUCUUAACAGCUCAGAAGCUCAUGGCUGUAAAUUAAAGCGCUGAAUUAAACAAUCGCGCUCUGCGCGGCCGACAGAGAUCCGCUCGAAAUUAAGAUCAUUUUGGGGCGACAAUGCAACGGGCGCAAUAAAACCCAGCUAGCGUUAUUGCUCUUUGUUUUUUUAGGUAGGACGGACAGAAGGUGCCGAGGAAGAAGAGGGGGGAAAGUGGCCGAAAAUCGGUCGGGGCUUUCGACAGUGCUCGCAAACAAACCGCAGCGCUUGCGAGGAAAGUCUGUCAAAAAAGCCUCCGCUAUCUCUCUCCUGGUCACUGCAGCGCGGCUAAGAAGCAGGAAACUUCGUAAACAGAGAAGGUUGUCAGCUCCAAGCCAAGAGAAGAGGAUCCAUAUUCCAAAGAGAACAGAGCAUUGACUGGAUUUCUGUUCAGUUGUGUUGAGCUCUGGUAACACUAUUUGAUAUGUCCUCACAGGGGUGGAUUUCAUGGAUGGUGCACACCCAGGCUAUAUAAAAAUGAAAAGGAGCUGGAUGUGUGGUAGCCGAAAAUGACGGGGGGCAGUGAGAAUGCAGCAGGAGAAAAAGAUGGUGGUCCAACGCUCACCGCUCAGGUCCCUGUUGGCUGGCAGAGAAAAGUGGAGGAUGGGGCUGUCACUUACAUCAGCCCAAGUGGUACAGUCCUGUGUUCUGUGGAGGAGGUGAGGGUCUAUCUGUUGACGGACAGCACAUGUAAGUGCGGACUGGAAUGCCCACUUGUCCUCCAUAAGGUAUUUAACUUUGACUCAGCUGCAGUGGUUCAAGCUCCAAGUCAUCAGUCGGGGAAGGUGGAAGAGGACAUGACGAAACUCUGUAACCAUCGCAGGAAAGUGGUCGCCAUGGCUGCUUUAUGCCGGAGCAUGGAGACCUCCCAAAUUCCACUGCCAGCUCAUGGCACAGGGAGCGUCGUGUGCUCGGUGGAUCAGAGAGGGUCCAUAGUGUCUCGUGGGGACGUAGUCCACUGCACUUACCCAGCCCAGCCAAGACUGAACCAGCCCAGACCCAGCAGCAGUAGUAGCUUUCCCCUGCCUUCUCCUCUGUCUCUCCUGCAGAAUGGAUCAGUCUCCCACUCCACCACUGUACUGACUUCAGAUCAGAGUUCCCCCUUAAAGAGGUCGUCUGCCCAGUCACCAGGGCCCAGCAUAGCUGCUUAUGGGAAACAGCAGUGGAGUCCUCAUCCUGUCAUUGCCCAAACCAUUCUCCAAAGAGCACCUCACAAGCCCCCAUCUCCCAGCACUACAAAACUAGACACGCACAUGCAUGCAUACCAGUUGGACACUUCCCACCCUAUCUCAUUUUCUUCUUCCCCCUCUUCAUCUUCACCUGUGAUUGGCAGGACUGGGCAGCCCCAUCUGCAGGGAACAAUUGUGAAAUCUCCCUCUCCCAUUUCUGUAUCACCAUCGCCUUCUCGUGCUCUGGAGUCUUUCUCUCCACAUCCGCGAUCCCGUCACUCCUCCACCUCCUCUCUCUCUGAGGGAGCUCCGGGAUCUGUUCUCAGCCACACCCAGGGGGUUAAACCCUCACCAUCUCCACUGCCCUCCACCCAGCCAUCUGCCUCCUCACCCAAACUUCCUCUGCCCCCUGCUAGUCCACGCAUUCGCCUGGAAGGCAUUUUGCAGCAGUACAAAGAGUGCAGCGCUAACACCAACAUCAAUUCCAUCCAGCACCAUAAUGCACUCAGCAACCAAAGCAACCUUCAUGCACAGCAAAACCUACAGCCAGCCCAUAACAGCCCCUGUGACAGGAGGAAUGGUUCAGGGUCCAGUGCCCCUGUCCCAGGGUUGUUGGGUCUCCCUCUGGGUCAGAUCCUCUGUCAGCAGAAGAGCCAGCAGCAGCACAUCAGCAGCUCUUUCCCAGCCAGCAGUCUCUUGUCAGCAGCUGCCAAAGCCCAGCUGGCCAGUCAGAAAAACCAGAACCAGUCUGGUACUGUGGAACCAACAGCUGCACUCCCUCUUCUGGACAAGGACCAGCAGUCAAAGGUAUUGAUUAGCACUUUAAACAGUAGCCUCCAUGCCCCUACUGCCCGAAGCCAGUCCUUGACUGCCUUUUUGCUCCCUCACUCCCCUUCCCUUCCCUUGACACCUCCCACUCUGACAGAGAAAAAGUUACACCGAAAGCGCCAACGUCGCUCGCCCACUGUGCUUAGCAUGCUGAAAGAAUCGCAAAUAAACCGGCCUGCAGGAGACCCACCUGCUUCUUCCCCGCUCAUUCCUUCCCCCUCCCCUUGUUGCUCUCCUCCUCCUCCUCCUAUGUCUCACUCGGAUAAUCACCUCCAGAACCCACGGCUUUCUAGUGUAAGUACUUCAUCCUCCAACAGUGUUUUGAGGCAGCCUGAAUGGGAGGAGGGCAAAAAGACAGUACUUGCUAACUCCCUUCCUCUCUCAUCCCCCCCUGCUUCCUCCCAACCUCUGUCUGCCCUGCUUCAGCUCCUCAGCAUGCAGAGUGCACAGAAUGCCACCCAGUCAAACAGUAUCGCGACAUCUGCUGUGCCAAGCAAACACGCAGUCACAUUGCCUUCUUCACCCACUCCCAUUACAUCUCAGACACCCAACUACGACAACCAGUCUGGGUCACAUGCUCACACGCAUGUCCACAUCCAUCACUCCCAGUCCCAAAGCCUGGUGCCCUCUCUGGAAUCCAUUGCUCAGAUGCCAGCUCCUCAGCCCAUUCCUCUGAUGUGCGAAGACACGGAAGGAGCCGCAAUAAACCUCAAAACAACAGCAAGUAUUGGCGCUCUAAACUUGAGCCAGCCACGGGCAUGCACAAGUGCAGGGACCGAGCUUUCCGUUAGCAGCCAGAGUGUCAGCACAGUGAGCCAGUCCUCGUCAGCCAGCUGCCUGCGUGCGUCCCCCCAGCUAGAGAAAAGCUGUGCAUCCAAACCAGGGGAGAUGGGCUUGGAUCACAUUUACCAAACAAACCAGCCAAACCAGUCUAGCCAUAGCCAACCUACAGAGAGCAAGGGUCCUGUACUGUCAGAGGAGCCUCAGGACUUGGAGACAAGACUUCUUACUGGCUGUGAUCCAGACCCUAGCCUCCCCCAUCCCCCUGUCCCCACUGCUCCCUCAGCUGACCUCCCCAGUUCUCCGACUGACCCAGUGAGCACCUUGCAGCUGGCAGAGUCUUUCCCCUUCAUGACGCAAGAGCAGCUGCUCCAGCUGCUCUCUUCCACUGCGGGUCUACCUUCCCUUCUUCCCCCUUUCUUAGGCUCUCUGCCUCUGGGUCUCUGGACAGGCAAUCAGCCUCCUACCACAGGAAAUGGCACCCAUCCGCCACCACCAACAAACAACCUCAUCAACCAGGCCUCCCCACUCAGCCUUUUGCCUUCCACUCUCGGAGCUCAAGGGGAGUUCCCCCUGAACCUCAUCAGUCUUCUCAAUCCGCCGGCUCCAGCUCCACCGGCUCCAACUCCAGGGCUUGAGGUUGGUGAGAAGACCCCCGGACUGCAGGCUCUGCUCAUGGCGUCUUUGCUCCUGGGACAGAAUCCCGCUGCCAUGCUGCCCUUGCCGGGACUCAAUCUGGAGCUUCCUCCCCCGCAGCAGGUAUUUGGGGAAGGAGUGUCUCUGGAGAAGACCCCUGCUCCUCUGCUGGACUCUGUGCUGAUGGGACCAGGGCUCCUUGAAGCUCUGCAGGCUCUAGCGCCCGCCGCAGAUGGCCAGUCACUUCUGCUCUCCGCCCAGCUCACUCCUCCCCCUCCUCCCGCCUUCCUGUCCCUCAACCCCACCCUGCUGGCUGCAGCUCUCGCCCAGGCAGAAACUCUCCCCAACCACACACCAUCCCCCCCACCACACACUCAGGGGACUCUUUCCAGCCCUGCUUUGGUCUCUACCUCUGUGUCCUGUAACCCUCUGGUGCCCAUUGCUGGGCAGGAGGUGUCUGACUCUCUAACCGAGCAGGAGAAGACCAGCGCCCAGGCACCUCCGUUUUUGCCUCCACUCCUCCCUCCAGGCGUCUUGGGUGAUCUGGCGGCUCUGGGUAAUAUUAAUAGUCUACAUAGUUUACUAGGAGCAGGGCCUUUGCUGCUGCCCCAGACUCCCUCUCUGGGCAUGCCACUGCCACAGAACCAGGCUGGCCUCAACCCGCUGACUUGCCUGCAGCUGUCUAUGGCUCCAGCACUGAUGGGAGAGAAACCACUGGCUCUUCAUGAGACACCCCCAGCCCAGGAGGACCUUCCCCCCUCUCAAAUGGCCCAGGACUCCCUGCUUAACCCUGGACAUAUUCAGACAUCGGCUCAGCAGAGGGAGGAGUCUGGAGGGGCAACAGAAUCUGGGCUCCUGGACCCUUACAGUUCCUUCAUGGACACCAUCUACACUUCCUUCCUGCAGGUGAGUGGGCGUGGCUCUGAGGAAGGAACUGAUUCCACCCCACUUUCAUACCCUGAGCUCCCACCCCUUCUGCAGCAGCCCAGCGCCCCGCCUUCCCUCAGCCCACGCCGAGCGUGCUCAGUACACAACCCCGACCUGUCCAGGAUCAGCAUGGAGACAGCCCAGUCUCCGGCCCGCGGGACACCCAAACUCACAGAGGACCCCUCCACUCCACCACCUAGCAAACCUGCAGGAGCGGACGCAUGUCCUGUUGAUGCACCCCUGCACCUCACCUUUAUGGAGGAGGCCAAGACAGACAGCUCUUCUAAACUGUGCGUCUAUAGCAAUGGGAUAGGUUCAGGGGCCGGAGUGGGAGAGGACCAUGAUGAUGAAGACGAUGAAGAGGAAGAAAGGCAGCCACAGGGAUACUUGAGUCCCAGGGAGAGAGUGACCAGUGACACAGUGGACGAAACCAUGGGUAACAGAGACGCAGAGCACAGCAGGGCUGCAGAAAUACGAACAGGCACCAGAAGGGGCAGAAAGAGAAAGCAAACGCUACAGAGAGCACCAGAGAUUCCAGGAGAUAUUGACAGCAUAAUAGAAGAGCCAGCAGCUACGAUAGCACUGCCGAGGCCAGCGCGGGCUGUGAGAGGGAAAAGGCGGCGUGUAGUCAGAUAGACGUUUUAAUAGAAGCCCUUAUUCUACUGUACUUUACCCGCCAACACCAGCACUGUCACUAUGGCAACACCACGAGGGCGCGUCACGGUCGACUGCGCUGCACUGUGAGGACCUGCGGAACACAGUCUCUCUCCAACAGCCCAGUUACCUCACUCGUUCUCCUGCCCGCGUCUCUCAUUGUUACCAUUCUGUUUCUGACCUCUGCCUACUAGUUACACGUUUGUAGUGACAGUGACGUGAACAGUACUAGUUAUGGAAUUGGCUAGUCAACACUACUACAUAGGAAUUCACUCCAGCUGACCUUUUAGUAUGGAGAAGUAUGUACGUUCAUACAUAUGGAUGUGGCAGUGUGCAUACGCAUGUUCCAUCUUCAACAGAAAUUGGAUGCUUGAAGUUCAAAAUGUUUUUCUGUGUUUAGAAUGGGCCUAUAGCACCCUCUUAUUGCCAGUCAUUGUUACUGCACUCUAGUUUCCUCCCUAUUAGCCACUGUGCUGGAGUAGGUUAAGGUUCCAUCUAAACUUUGGCCAAAACAAAAUAUUAACUGGCUUCAUUUUGUCACUUCUUGUGCGGUAAUCUUCAGAACCUCGCACUUCAGAAAGGACAAAAAGUAGUCAUAGAACCUCAUGAGAGAAACUUCCUUCCCCAUACGCAUAAGUGUUGUGCCUGUGUGUAUGGGAGCAGAGUAUGUACUGUAUGUGUGUGUAAGUUGCGAGGUCGACGUCUGAUACUGUGAUCAGUGGCGGAUUCUGCAUGUAUGGUCAGAGUCACAACUCUACCGCUCCAUUGAGUCCGAAACCCGACUGCCACUUCAUCAACGCAGGCACAAGAAUAUUUAAAUAAUGGUUUAAAGUAAUAAUGAGGAUGAUUAUGCAAUUUUACUAAUGAAUUUUAUGUAAAUAUGUACAGUUUUAGUAUUUUAUUUUGUACACUUUUUUAGGAAAAAAAUGAUCAAUUUGUAAAAUAUUUCUUCCUCAGAAAAACUUUCCUUUCCCCAUAUUUACGUUUGAUUUGUAAAGAGAAUACUUUGAAAGUUGUGAGCAGUAGCUUUUUUUUUUUUUUUUUUUAAUGGGAGUUGACUUUUUAUUUAACAAAUUAAAACGUUUACCAAAUUCUGAGUACAUCUCUGUGCAGUGUG